CCAGACAGUGACAUUUCUGCUGAGAUCUGGCUGUUGCUUCUAGCUUGAAGAACAAGUGACAUUGGCUCACCAUGAGUGCGAUGCUGGAGACGCCGGAGCUGCCGGCGGUGUUCGAUGGGGUGAAGCUGGCUGCGGUCGCUGCAGUUCUCUACGUUAUUGUUCGCUGCUUGAAUUUAAAAAGCCCAACUGGCCCUCCUGAACUCAUCUACCAGGACUCUGCUUUGGCUUGCUUUCUGCUCAAAUCCUGCCCACUUCUGACCAAAGAGUACAUUCCACCUCUGAUCUGGGGAAAGAGUGGACACAUCCAGACUGCCCUCUAUGGAAAAAUGGGGAGAGUGAGAUCACCACAUCCCUGUGGACACCGCAAGUACCUGACCAUGCCAGAUGGAGCCACAGCCACCUUUGAUCUCUUUGAGCCACAGUCUGAGCACUGCAUUGGAGAGGACGUCACGAUGGUGAUCUGCCCUGGGAUUGCCAACCACAGUGAGAAGCAGUACAUCCGCACCUUCGUGGACUAUGCCCAGAAGAAUGGCUACAGGUGUGCUGUGCUCAACCACCUGGGAGCUCUGCCAAACAUUGAGCUCACCUCUCCUCGAAUGUUCACCUAUGGUUGCACCUGGGAGUUUGGUGCCAUGGUUAAUUACAUCAAGAAGACCUACCCUCAGACCCAGCUGGUGGUGGUGGGCUUCAGCCUGGGUGGGAACAUUGUGUGCAAAUACCUGGGAGAGAACCAGGCCAACCAGGAGCGAGUCCUCUGCUGCGUCAGCGUGUGCCAGGGGUACAGUGCACUGAGGGCACACGAAACCUUCAUGCAGUGGGAUCAGUGCAGAAGAUUUUAUAACUUCCUCAUGGCAGACAACUUGAAGAAGAUCAUCCUUUCCCACAGGCACGUUCUCUUUGGAGAUAACAACAUGAAGAAGCCACAAAACCUGGCAGAUACUGAUCUGGGCAAACUCUACACAGCAACAUCCCUUAUGCAGAUCGAUGACAACAUUAUGAGGAAAUUCCAUGGCUACAGUUCCUUGAAGGAAUACUAUGAGGAAGAAAGCUGCCUGAAAUAUUUGCAUAAGAUCUAUGUUCCUCUUCUGUUGGUUAAUGCUGCUGAUGACCCUCUUGUGCAUGAGAGUCUCCUAUCAAUUCCAAGAGCUCUUUCAGAGAAAAGGGAAAAUGUCAUGCAUGUGCUGCUCCUUCAUGGAGGCCACCUGGGAUUUUUUGAGGGCUCUGUACUAUUCCCAGAACCUCUUACCUGGAUGGAUAAGCUGGUGGUACAGUAUGCCAAUGCCAUCUGCCAGUGGGAGAAGACAAAGUCUCAGUGCUCAGACACAGAGCAGGCUGUAUCUGGCCAGGAGUAAUUAACCCAAAGACUUUGGAUCACUUCAGUAUAUCUCCCCCUUUAGGAACAUCUUGUUCCUUCACCUGCUGCUUCAGGUUUCCAUUCUCCUUGAUAUCCUAUGGCUGGGGCUUAAUCACAAUGUUUUCUUCCAGAGUGGAGUUGAGCAGAGGUUGGUGUCUGCUCAGAGCAGUCACUUGGGUUUGUAAUUUACUGACUGCUCUGCUUGCAGAAUUAAAUGGUCAGUGAUUUGUUGAGCUGAGGACUGCUUGCUUUCAGAUGUCAAAUCUCUUCACCCACUGGUCCCAACCCUGUUCUGCAGUGUGUGUUUAGGUGUAGGUGAGAGGCUAAUUAUGGCUCUGUUCUGCCCUGGUGCUGAACAAAACCUGUACUAAGCCACAAGCCAGUCAGUGCUUCAGUCUAAGCCACUAAAAUGUCUCAGAGAAACCCUCAGCUUCAAGUGGAGUUUCAGCCUUGCACCAUCCCAAGGGAAGCCUUCUGGUUCCUAGGAAGCCACUUAACCAGUGAAUUAGUUUAAAACUACUUCGUUUUUCAUGCUUCAGCUGUCUGUGGGUUGGGGAAUCCAUGCUGGGACUCCAAGCAGAGAGAGGCUACAGGCUCAAUACCAUUUCAUGCUUCUGUGUAAACAUGUUUUUGCACCAAGGCCAGGUCAGUCACCUUUCUGUCACCUUUGCCUCUUUUUAAAUACAGUCAUCUCUUUAGAACUGGAUUUUUGUUUGACCCAGGGCUUCUUGAAGCUGGCUCUGAGCUCACAGAUCCUGCAGAUUCUUAAUCACUGGGAAGCCAAUCUCUUCUGAAGAAUAUUCCACAGGGAGUUGCAUCCUUUAUUAGGGAUUAAUUUGUUGGGGUGGGAGGUAUCUAUUUAGAUUCACUCCUUUUGUCAGGGUAAAUCAUACCAAAAUUCUUCCUCUUAGCUCUCAAAGCACUACCUGGUUUCAGACUUGCCUUACAGUUGGAGAGCUUCUACCCCUGGUAUCUUUGGAUGACUAUUUCCAUAUCCAUGCAGAUUCGGUAGGAUUACUGGGCUCUUCCUCACUCUAAUUCCUUCUCCACACCCAGACAUCCUCCUCUUGUUUUAGUGUGCAAGGUGAAGUGUGGAAAUGGGCUGCAGGAGAGACGCCUACUGACUUGUGCUUGUCCCUCAAGUGGCUGCUAUGAGCUGUGCCAAGAUGGUUCUGAGUGACUCUGGUCCAUCCCCUGGAAGGAAAGCUGUCCUAUGACAAUCUGGAGACUGAAGCUUUGUGGACUGAAGCUUUUUUUUUUCCUUCUUGUUUGUUGUGUCAAUAUUAUAACCUUCAUUAAUCCACCCUUAGGACUUCUUUAUCCCAGUGUCAGUGAAGUUGUUUCCUUGUCACACUUCUCAUGUCAAUUAGCACUUUAUUGCUUCAGCCUUGGUCUGUGUUCCAGGCACUUCAAUAGCUUAAGGGCAAAACAAGCUGGUAAUAGAGGGGAAGAAGCCUUCUGGACUGCCCUGUUACUGAACAUCAGGAGGUUGGAGAGGUGAGGUUUGGUUCCAAUAAAGCAAUAAUUGAUUAUUGUAGCAAAGGUGCAUUAUCACAUCAGGAAAUUCCUUGCAUUUGCCUUAGGCCAGACACCUUGGCCUGUCAGAAUGAACUGUGGAAAGCUGCACAUUCUCCUUCUAGUAAAUCCAGGUUUGCUUUCUUCCUCUCCUUCCAAGAAGAGAUGUGACCAAGUAAGGCUAAAACAAGACUUGGCCAUGCUUGUGGCUGUUCCUGAAGAACUAUUUUAGGGCACCAGUUAGCAAGGAUAUUCUUAGCUGAUGGAUAUCUUGUCUCUGUGUUGUGAUCCUCUUGCUCAUACUGCAUCUGUACAUCACUAAAACCUGUCAUAAAAGACAUUGGAGAUUUUUGCUUAAGUAGCUGUUCAUGUAAUAUUCAUUGACUAGGACUUAAAUAUCUUCUCACUUCAACAGAAGCAGAGUGUAAACAGCACUCAGACACAUCAAGCAGAUAGUGUGUAGGGGAUAUGGUUUUUAUCUCCAGUGGGUUACAACUUCAGAAGUGUUUUUGACUUUCAGAGCAUACCACAGCUGUAGCUUACACAGGUCCUGGCUGGCUGCCUUCAAAGAGCUGCCCUGCCCUUGCCUUGUGUCCUUCCUCAGCCCAGCUUUACUGUGCUGAGUGUUCAGGAACAGGAGGUGUCCUUGGUACAACACUGCUGUUGAGGUGAAGAGCCCAUCCUAUGACCCAGCAUGGAGAUGCCUAUGAAUCAGUGUAGCAUGCAUCUGACCUCCUUUGAGAGCAGAAUAUCUGCACUCCCAAGUUGAAAGCCUGACCAGGAGCAGAGGUCUCUGCCCAGCUCCCCAGGCAGCUGAAGCUCAGCCUUCAUCCCCAGGACCCCAGGCUGGCAGAAAAACUUGGUUGUUGACUGGCCCAGAAUGUGAAAGUCAGAAGGUGAGGCACAGCCUGGGUGCUGUCUGGGGAGGUUA
Molecule: messenger RNA, 3800 nt
Organism: Indicator indicator
Lineage: Eukaryota; Metazoa; Chordata; Aves; Piciformes; Indicatoridae
Gene: ABHD2
Product: abhydrolase domain containing 2, acylglycerol lipase
Exons: 10
Coding region: 72-1352 (426 amino acids)
Biological process (GO): sperm capacitation; medium-chain fatty acid catabolic process; acylglycerol catabolic process
Cellular component (GO): sperm plasma membrane; sperm flagellum
Molecular function (GO): monoacylglycerol lipase activity; acetylesterase activity
Source: RefSeq, a predicted model, not a curated record